UCGCUCCAAUGACUAUCAGAGGGUGAAGUGUCUCCAUUGUGCAUAAAGUGCGCUUUAUAUGAUUACAAAAGCCCUUGUUUUGUACCUCAUAUAGUGCACUUAUACAGGGAAUAAGAAAGUAUUUGGGGCUCAGCCUGUGUUUGUGGCUCUAGCAGGCACUCGGUAGUGCAGUAAUGCUGCUACAGUAACGACAAGCAGCGAGCAAGGUGUGUGCUCUGUGCUCUUGUGUCUGUGGUGGACUUCAGAAACCAUGAGUCGCUUUUUGAAUUUGUUAAGGAGCUGGCUUGUCAUGGUGUCUGUGAUCGCACUGGGCAACACUGUACAGAGCUUCCGCGACCACAGCUUUCUGUCUGAGAAACUUUACAUUGGCACACCAGAUUUUGUAAAUGGCCUUCAAGCACGGACCUUUGGAAUAUGGACCUUACUGUCAUCCAUCAUUCGCUGUGCCUGUGCUAUUGACAUUCAGAACAAGACGCUUUACCAUGUCACAUUGUGGACAUUUGUUCUGGCUCUUGGACACUUCCUGUCUGAAGUUUUUAUGUACAAAACAGCUCAACUUACCAUUGGAGUUAUGGCUCCUCUUUUUGUGGCAGGUUGUUCUAUUGUGGGCAUGUUAAUUGGGUUCCAGUGUAUCAUAGAGCCGGAAGAAGUAACUGGAGCGAGGCAGAAGAAAAGGAACUGAAUCUAUGCCCCAGUGACUCGUUAUGGCUCAGUAUCACUCACACUCAGGAGAACACUGGAUGGGUUCAUCACUGCUGACUAAGGACAAAGACAACCCGAUUGAACAGAGCCAUAUCUAUUCACACUUUCACUUGCCACUGUGUGGACUAGAAGAAGUGCUUGUUUUCUAAUACUGUUGGCCAAGCACAUCAUAUUAUAGGAGUGUUGAAAAUAUUCUCUUCACAGGCAUUGAUCCCAAGACAAGCAUGCACAGUUUAUUAGUAUUUAGCUGUUCUUAAAUGAAAUUUAUAUAUGUGCAUGUCAUGCCAUGUACUCCUGCAUGUGGCCUUGAAAUAAGAAUACUUCUUCUCAGUUGCCAAAUAUAAACAGUAAUAAACAAAUGCUUUAUAUGAAAUA
Molecule: messenger RNA, 1077 nt
Organism: Pangasianodon hypophthalmus (striped catfish)
Lineage: Eukaryota; Metazoa; Chordata; Actinopteri; Siluriformes; Pangasiidae
Gene: erg28
Product: ergosterol biosynthesis 28 homolog
Exons: 5
Coding region: 251-682 (143 amino acids)
Cellular component (GO): endoplasmic reticulum; membrane
Molecular function (GO): protein-macromolecule adaptor activity
Source: RefSeq, a predicted model, not a curated record